Peromyscus eremicus (cactus mouse) is the source of this 2389-nucleotide messenger RNA. It is a transcript of the gene Flywch1, whose product is annotated as FLYWCH-type zinc finger 1. The transcript is spliced from 7 exons. Lineage: Eukaryota; Metazoa; Chordata; Mammalia; Rodentia; Cricetidae. The record is from RefSeq and is a predicted model, not a curated record. The annotation marks the transcript as partial.
GUGUUUCGGUGUUCCAAGCCGGUUCCGCGCGGGGGCGCGCGCGCGGGCACGGGAUCGCUCUCCGGGGGGCAGUUGGCGGCGGGAGCGGGCGCCGGGGUCCUGGUUCGUAGAGCAGCCGGCUGCUAGGCCGACGCCUCCGUUGGCGGAGACCCGCACGAAGGACCGCGUGGCUCAGCCGCCGCAGAGGCGGGGUCCGCUGCCGUCGGACAGAGCCUCUGGGCUCCCAUAGUCUGGCCUGGGAGGAAGAGGAAGAAGAGGAAGAGAGACCCAUCUACCAGAGGGUUGAAGGUGGCCUGAGGGCCAGGUUCUCAGACCCAGGAUGCCCCUACCUGAGCCCAAUGAGCAGGAGGGUGAGCGUGUAAAAGCUGGCCAAGAGCCAUCUCUUGGAGCCAAGAAGCCCCAAGAGUCCUCCAAUCUGGUCCUGGCUGGGGAUAAAGAGGGAUCCAAAUCGACAGGCCCUGCCACUGUAUCCAGCAGCACCCCCCAGACCUUGCCGGCCAAGAAGCAGGGGCGGAUAAUUCACCGGAAACGUAGCAGAGUAGAUGCAGUUGCCCCCCAGCCCCUGGAGUUCCUGAAGACCCCAUAUGGGGGGCGCCUUCUAGUCCACAAGUCAUUCCUGUACAAGCAAGAGAAGGCUGUGGGGGACAAGGUGUACUGGAAAUGCCGCCGGCACUCAGACCUGGGCUGCCGGGGACGGGCCAUCACCCGUGGCUUUCGAGUCACAGUGAUGCGGGACCACUGUCACCCACCUGAUAAGGAGGGCCUGAAGAUGCGGCGCCGGAAGGAGAAGGUGCCCUGCUCAGGCCUGCCUGAAGGCUCUGAAGACCAAGAAGAAGGGGUGAGCCUGUGGCUGUACCCUGUGGAGCCAGAGCCCACCCCUCAGCAAAGCAUUGAAGAGCCAGAGGAGGACCAGGGGUACCGAUCCCUGGCACUACAGAGCUUGCCUCCCAAGAAGCGCCCUACACCAGGAGUGGUGCGGUAUCAGCCCCUUGAGUUCCUGAAGACAUGCUAUGGAGGCACUUUCCUGGUACACCAGUCCUUCCUCUACAAGCGCGAGAAGACGGUGGGGAGCAAGGUGUACUGGACCUGCCGGGAGCACGCAGUCAAUGGCUGCCGGAGCCGCGCCAUCACCCAGGGCCAGCGAGUGACGGUUAUGCGCAGCCACUGCCACCCACCUGACAUGGAAGGCCUGCGGGCCCGGCGACAGCAGGAGAAGACCAUAAAGAAGAUACAGGCAAGGCGGAUUGGCGCCGGGGACUUGGAGGAUUGUGAUGACAUCGAGGACACGCUGCUCCAAGGGGUGGACAGCUUGUUCUACCGCAGGGGGCAGGGCACACUGACUCUCAGUAGGUCCAGGUCCAGAAAGCGAGCAAGGGAGCGCCAAGAGUCCUUGCAGGAGUCUCCCGAGGAGGAGGACCAGAGUGUGGACCCCAGAGGCCCAGAGUUCCUGAGGACCCCUCUAGGGGGCAACUUCCUAGUGUAUGAGUCCUUCCUCUAUCGGAGGGAGAAAGCCGCUGGUGAGAAGGUGUACUGGACUUGCCGGGACCAGGCAAGGAUGGGCUGUCGCAGCCGAGCCAUCACCCAGGGCCGGCAGGUGACUGUGAUGCGAAGCCACUGUCAUCCACCUGACCUGUUAGGAUUGGAGACUCUGAGGCAGCGGGAGAAACGCCCCGGCCACUCUCAGUGGGAUGGCCCAGAAGGGCCUGAGUUCCUGAAGACCCCUCUGGGGGGCAGCUUCCUGGUGUAUGAGUCCUUCCUCUUCAGGCGGGAGAAAGCAACUGGCGAUAAGGUGUACUGGACCUGCCGGGACCAGGCACGGAUGGGCUGUCGCAGCCGAGCCAUCACCCAGGGCCAGCGGGUGAUGGUCAUGCGCAGACACUGCCACCCUCCUGACAUGGGGGGCCUGGAAGCCCUGCGGGAGCGGGAGAACUUCCCUAACCUGAGCAGCUGGAACGGCCCAGAGCCUCGGAAGCCACUGGAGUUCCUGCGGACGUCCCUAGGAGGCCGGUUCCUGGUCUAUGAGUCCUUCCUGUACAGGAAGGAGAAAGCCGCUGGUGAGAAGGUGUACUGGAUGUGCCGGGACCAGGCUCGGCUGGGCUGCCGCAGCCGCGCCAUCACCCAGGGCCGGCGGAUCGUGGUGAUGCGGAGCCACUGCCACCCACCUGACAUGGAUGGUCUGGAGGCCCUGCGGGAGCGGGAGAAGGAGCUGUUCCCCAGGGUGGCCAUGCAGACCAGGGCAGCCAAGAAAGCCAGUGCAGCCAAGAAAGCCAAUGCAGCCAUGCAGACCAGUGCAGCCAAGAAGACCAGUGCAGCCAAGAAAGCCAGUGAAGCCAAGAAAGCCAGUGAAGCCAAGAAAGCCAGUGAAGCCAAGAAGACCAGUACAGCCAAG